AAUUCACAUUCAUAUGUUCACAUAUUCUGCAAAAUCAGCUUUGGCCUGAGCCCUCCAACAAACUCUACACACACACACACACACACACACACACACACACACACACACACGCAUUCAUUCAACAUUUAUGGAAUUUGCAGGUUCUGACUUGGUGGAGAAUUCAAAGAUAAAGAAAUCAAUGUCCCUGCCCCUCUAGAGAAGAGCCAGUGUCACUGCAGCCCAAAAACCCCCAGGGCUCACCUUCGGACUUUUUCAGACAUGGUUGGCAGCAGCUGCCAUGCUCCUUAUAUCCUCCUGUUCUCAGAAAAUCCUAGCACUACUCUCCCCGUCCUUGUCAUGGGCAUCACUUACUCACCUGAAGUUAGGUCAGGCGGGGGGUCAUCUUUACUCUGAUCAUCUUAUUCUACUCCUGCUUCUUCAGCUCUGGCCUCCAGAGCUGCCACCUUUUUUGUAUGUCCAGGAAUUACGUCCGAUGAUGUGGGAUCUGAAGGAUGUGGGCUAGUUAGCCUGGAGAGAACACCAUUGUGAAGUAAGUCAAUUACUGACCACAGGGCUGUGGAGAGGAAUUAUAUAAGAAGGAAGUGGACUGAUUGUUCAUGGUCUGUGAAAGAAACAGUAACAUAGACUCAGGUUAAGAGAGGAGAGAUGGUAUUUCAAGUGUAGGAAGAAAAUCCUUAUCCAAAGCCACUCCGGACUUCUCAGAGGGGAGGACAGAUAGACUGCCGCCCAGGGGGGAGUUUCGUGGUUCUUCUGACUUCAGGUGAUGGGUGGGGUUGGCCUGGUGCUCUGAUCCCUCUAACUCAACGGUUCCAUGAUUCUAUGAUGUCACUGCAGAAGGAAGAAUGGGGAGCUGGGCUCGGCUCCAGCUGCUCCGAUUCCUCUGUCGUCUGAAUUCUGACAGUUUUGGGGUGAGGGGAGGUGGGCUGAGUCCCACGUGCCCCAGCUCAGUCUCCCCUCUAGCCACCUCAGCCCCUACCACGUUUGUGGAGAGAAAUUAACCCGUGUGAGUCCACGCCACCAAAGCAAGCAGAGCAUAUCUGAUGAAGCGGAUCCAAAGAACAACAAUGAAAGCACCCUUUUAUUCUUCUGUUUCCAGAAAAUUUAAAGAACAAGAGAACUACAUUCAAACUGAGCUGGAAAAGUAUAUCUGGAUGAUCUAUGACUGUGAGAGUGGAUGAGUCUUCUAGCUAACCCUAUGAGCUUUGAAACCACAGCAUUCACUUUCUUCGUCAUCCUUCUAAUUUGCCUCAGUUGCAUCUUCUUUUUAUUGGUGGUUUUUUUUUAUAAAUGUUCCCAAAGCAGGACAGAUGAAGAGACAGAAAAAGGUCCUUGUAUAGAUGCUAAUGGAGGUGAAGAUUGUACAGCUGCUAAUACAGAGAUGAACAAUUCAGGAGACAAAGAAAAUUCUACGACUCUUGUACCCACGAGGCCUGGCAUUCUUGUCCAGAGACAGAGUAAAGCAGUGGUGGCCACACCCUUAGGAAAUGGAGAGGAUGUGAAAGAUGAAGAGGAGGACAAAAUAAAAGAGAAGCAAAGGGCUGAGAAUGCUGGAGAAAAUGGUCAAGAGAAUGACUAUUUGCAAAAACCACCCAUACCUGUCACUGGAAGUCCUUCAGUUGUUGAUAACCAUAAAAGACCUUUAAAAGGAGUGACAUUUUCUAGGGAGGUAAUUGUUGUGGACCUUGGAAAGGACAAUCCUAUAGCUCGAAGCUAUACUCGAUUACAUAAAGAGAGAAAAUGAAGCACAAAAAAGGCUGAGAGUGAAAGAGAUGCAACCUUAGACUAACAAUGAAAUGGCUGGGGGUACAAAAUCAUGUUGAAACAGCAAAAUAAUGGGGAAUUAAGUAAAUACAGAUAGUAUUUCACUUUUGUGCAAAAGAGGUGGAGUAUGUGCAAAAUUCUAUAAGUAGAAUACCCAGAGCUUGAAUACAGAUUUUUUUAAAAACUCAAAUCUGAGCUCAAGAAAUUGAUUGUAUUGUGUCCUUAAAACUUUGUCUACUCAAACACUAUUCUAACAUGUGAAUAAAGUUAUUUGUGUUUGUGCAGAUGUCU
This is a messenger RNA of Orcinus orca (killer whale), 2052 nucleotides long. It is a transcript of the gene DEMA1, whose product is annotated as chromosome 13 C2orf74 homolog. Lineage: Eukaryota; Metazoa; Chordata; Mammalia; Artiodactyla; Delphinidae. The record is from RefSeq and is a predicted model, not a curated record.